Paramuricea clavata is the source of this 250-nucleotide messenger RNA. NCBI's taxonomy places the organism in Eukaryota, Metazoa, Cnidaria, Anthozoa, Malacalcyonacea, Plexauridae. The record is from the annotation of a GenBank genome assembly.
AUGGAAAAUCAAUCUGAAAACAAACCAAAUAUCGCCAUCGUUGGAGGCUCAAUGAUUAAGAACAUUAACCCUGGUAAACUAUCAAGAAAACGGGUUAAUAAAUUCACGUUUCCAGGCAAAAGAGCGGAGGAAAUUGCAUCUGAAGUAAAGAAUAUAAAUGUUCAGUUACAUCCAACCCAUGUUAUUAUACACGCCGGGACGAACAAUCUACCAACCGACACAGGCGAUCAGUGUAUAAAGAACAUCAAAG